GGCUGGCCUACUGUCAAGAUGAGAGUUUGAAGGCUUAUUACCACAAGAGAAAUUAGCUUUCUACUGAGAUGGGUUGUGUUUUGUGGGGAACCAGAGUGAUUAUACCCUUGAAAAUGAGAAAGAGUGUAUUAAAUGAGAUUCACUCUGGUCAUCAAGGAAUCGUAAAAUCCAAGGCCUUAGCUCGCAAAUAUGUCUGGUGGCCAAAUCUGGAUCAUGACCUGGAACAGGUCUGCAAAACAUGUGAAACAUGUCAGCUGAAACAGAAGAUUCCACAGCAUGUUCCGCUGCAUCCUUGGGAGUUCCCCGGUGAAUCCUGGAAAAGACUACAUGUCCAACAUGCUGGACCUUUCCUCGACAGCAUGUUCAUGAUUGUGGUUGAUUCAUAUUCAAAGUGGUUGGAGGUGUUUCAUGUGCCACACAUCACCUCACAAGCCACGGUGACGAAACUGAAGAGACGGUUUGCUUUACUUGGACUUUCUGAACAAAUAGUCACAGAUAAUGCCACCACUUUCACUUCUACUGAGUUUCAGACGUUUGUGACACAGAAUGGCAUUUUGCACACAAGUGCACCGGGUCACCCUGCCACAAACCGUUUGGCUGAAAGAUAUGUGCAGACGUUUAAAGUGGGCAUGAAAAAGCUGGCCAACCGCUCAUGUAGCAUCGAGGACAAACUUUCAUUGUUUUUGCUACAGUACCGUGUUACACCUAACUGCACAACAGGUCAGUCUCCAGCAGAAAUGUUUUUGCACAGACACAUCCGUACCAGACUGGAUUUUCUUAAACCUAACACCAAGGAGACUGUUCGCAGGAAGCAGUAUCGACAAAAAGCUCAACAUGACUUCACAGCCGUGGACCGUUCCUUUUCUGUGGAUGAUGCUGUGUAUCUUCGCAACACAGGGGGAGGAGUUUCACAAGUGGACACCUGGACAGGUUGUAAGACAAAACUGGCCCAGUUUGACUUGAACACUGUGCACAGACGAUAUGGGGAUCAGCUUCGUAACCAAAUAUAG
Poeciliopsis prolifica (blackstripe livebearer) is the source of this 1010-nucleotide messenger RNA. RefSeq lists its product as uncharacterized. The transcript has a single exon. Gene Ontology annotation, molecular function: nucleic acid binding. The coding region runs from base 69 to 1010 and encodes 313 amino acids. The record is from RefSeq and is a predicted model, not a curated record. NCBI's taxonomy places the organism in Eukaryota, Metazoa, Chordata, Actinopteri, Cyprinodontiformes, Poeciliidae. Gene Ontology annotation, biological process: DNA integration.